CAUAGCCUACAGUUCACAGAUUUGCCAGGAGUCCAUCUCUUCGCAUAUCUCUACCACCACUGGUGUGAAGUUACUGCGACUGUUACCAUAGUGGAUUACAGAUGGGUGAAACAUUGAAAAUAGUUUGAUAAAUGCACUUUAUUUAUUUGUAUCACAUGGGAUUUUAGAACGUGCGCAGCGGAUUGUUUUAUUGGUCGGGAACAGAACACAGGCAAGUGGAAACUCCUUAUACAUAUCAAGUAUGUGUAUUGAAGACGUGUGGAAUAUUUUACAGAGAAAUUUAACUGUCUAAAGAUUUUUGAAAGACUCGAGUUCGAGUAGGCAACUCUUCGUCAUGGACGCGUGAGGUGAAGCUACACGGUGCGGUGAUCUACGAGGGACACUCGGGCAAAAUCUAUAGCCUAAACCAUCCUCGGGCUUUUAGAUGUGGUCUGUACAGGGCAGGGGUGAAUACUUGGACCUCUAACUAUGAAAUGAAUCAGUCUUCCAACGUCUUCAUUUUGGCUUUUCCAAAGACACAUCUAGUUAUGGGGUGAGGAGGAUGAGGUAGAGACUGCAGGGAUAGUCUAUGUGGGAGGGAACAUGGAAUGUUUUCUAUUAUAUAAUCUUUGACAAAACUGCUUAUUAGUGGGAAAACAUAACAAGCCAAUUUCCCUGACCCCGUUUUCCCUCCCCUUUUCAUCGGGGGAGACAGAAAACUUUUUGUGAUCAUUAAUAAUUUUGGGGAGAAUCGACCUGUUUUCAGACAAAUUGGCUGUUGAAAUGAUAACACAUCUUGACUGAAGUUGACAAGGAGAACACUGGGCUCUAUGACAAGAGUCACUGGUGUGUAUUAUUUUUUAUUUCACUGAUCUUGUAUUACACAGUAACCCCCUCUGUCUGCCUCUCCACAGGAGAGGGGAAUAUUGAAUUACCAAGAUGGCUAAUGUGCAUUUAUUGUUUCAGAUUUCAACUAUACCUCUCUGUCUCUUUUUUCUCUGCCUUGAUCCAUCUCUCUUUUUUAUUGUUUGAUUUUGGUUGAUCAUUUGGAAUGACACCUGAUGCCCAAGGUCCUGGAUUUCCAUCUUCCGUCAUCCUUCAAGAUGCUGAACCUAAAGACACUAAACCUUCAGCUAACCACACUCAGUUGUACCCCUUACUUUGUUUUCGCCUUUGCACUGUUCCCUUGGUGAAGCCAUCUUUUGUGGACGUAGAACAAUUGCAACCAACCCCAUCUUGCUUUGAGAUACUGUGAUAUGUAAUCGUUCGAGAAACUGUCGACACACUGUUGUGUCCCUUGCCGUCUCUGAAUCUCUGAAAGGCUUUUUUGCGUAAAGUGGAAAGGGACAAAAACAAUCCCCAAGUUAAUUUUCCUCCAGUCCCCCUGUCCGUCCUCCCCUCUCCCCCCCACUCAUCAGGGCUGGUGGGGGGGGUGGGAUCUGGAGCUCCAGGGUCGUAACGGCGGAGGUGGUGUUACCCUGGAGCCUCCUUGUAGCAAGGCCUCCCAUCAUGGAGACCAGUCCAGAGAGCCCCAACCGGGCCGUGGAGUACCUCCUGGAGCUCAACAACAUCAUCGAGAGCCAGGCCAAGCUCAUGGAGACCCAGCGGCGGCGCAUCGAGGAGCUGGAAGGUCAGCUGGACCGAGUCAGCCAGGAGAACCAGGACCUGAGACUGGAGAAACCCACUCCUCCACGAGCCCCGGAGCUCCCCGAACAGAACCACAGCAACACCAACCACAGAGCAGAGCAGCCCCUCUCCCUGCCCAUCCACCCUGGCAGCAGUAGUGGAGGUAGUGGCAGCACCCCCAGCCCCGUCACCGCCCCACCCCCUGUGGUGGUACCCCCUGCGGGGCCGAGCCGGGAGAGACGUGCCCACACUAGGCUGACCCGGGGCAUGUCCUGUGGCUCGAACCCAGCCGAGCGGGAGCAGCAGGAGAGACUGGACCACACAGACAGCUGUGACACCAACAGCUCCACCAUCCGCAGAAAUGUGGAAACAGAGACCCAGUGUGCUGAGCCUCCCGGGGCCCACUCAGACGGCCCCUACAGCCAGACCACAGCGUACCUGCGUGGCACAGAGCGCUACAGUGACAGCAGCAGUGGUCCUGGUCCUCCAGGCCCUCGGGGGCCUCCGUGCGUGGCCCCUCCCAGCUCGGCAAGCCUUGCCUGGGCACUGCGAACACGCCAUCAGCCUGCCAGCCUGGCCCUCCGCAAGCAGGAGGAGGAGGAGAACAAGAGGUGCAAGGCCAGUCUCUCUGACAGCUAUGAGCUCUCCACAGACCUGCAGGACAAGAAGGUGGAGAUGUUGGAGAGGAAGUAUGGUGGAUCCUUUGUGAGCCGCAGAGCAGCCCGGACCAUCCAGACGGCCUUCCGCCAGUACCGCAUGAACAAGAACUUUGAGCGCCUCCGCAGCUCGGCGUCCGAGAGCCGCAUGACGCGACGCAUCAUCCUGUCCAACAUGCGGCUGCAGUACUCGUUUGACGACCGCCAGCCGCAGCAGCAGGGGACCGGAACACAGACGAACUUCACACACAGCGUGGGCAUCGGCCCUCCUCAUUCACCUGACGCAGAGAGGACAGGAGACUAUACACACCUGGAGGACUCCUUCACCAAACAGGUGAAGUCCCUGGCUGACUCCAUGGACACCGCCCUGACCUGCCGUAGCGGGCGGGAUGACUCCCAGGAAGACUUUGGGGAGUGUGUGUGGAGCAGCAGCAGUAACCCCUCCUCUCAGAGAGGCCUGUGUGAGAGACCCCGGGGGGGGGGAGGGGGCCUUAGCAUGCACGGAGACAGCACAGCCACCUCCUACAGUGAUGUCACUCUAUACAUGGACGACUGCAUGCCCUCCUCGCCCCUCUCACUGGACCGGGCCCCCAGCAGCACAGACACUGAGUACUGGGGCCCUGGGGGAGGCGUGGGGGCCCGUGAGGACAGCAGGGACACUGAGGGAGGGGGUAGCAGUAACAGCCGUCGCAGCACUCCCUGCACAGAGUGUCGAGACUACCGUCUGAGGGGCGCCCACCUGCCCCUGCUCACCAUCGAGCCCCCCAGCGACAGCUCCGUGGACAUGAGCGACCGUUCAGACCGUGGCUCCCUCAGCAGACAGAUCUACGAGCAGGAGCCAGCGGGAGGAGCAGGCUCUCCUCAGGGAACACUCAAACACUCCCCUAACACUCCCCGCUCUGUCUCUACAGCUGCAGCUCAGGGCCAGACCCGCGCCCCUGGCCGGGGGCCCCCCCUGCCCACUCAAAUCCCCCACCACGUGGCACACCACCAUCACCACCACCCUCACCACCACCACCAGUACCCAGACACCCCCUCAUCCUCCUCUUCCCCCAGCAGCCCCCCACCACCCCCUGUCCUCCUCCUCCUCUGCUGCGCUGCCCCUGGUGGCCUGGAGCAGCCCUGUCUAUCUGACGGGGACAACGACUCUCUCAACUCCACCACCAACUCCAACGAGACGGUGAACUGCAGCUCUGGCUCCUCGUCUCAGGACAGCCUGAGGGAGCCCCUACCCCCUCUGGGCAAGCAGACCUACCAGAGAGAGAGUCGACACAGCUGGGACUCACCGCCAUUCAACAACGACGUGGUGCAAAGACGCCAGUACCGCAUCGGACUCAACCUAUUCAAUAAGAAGCCAGAAAAAGGGAUACAGUACCUGAUCGAGAGAGGCUUUGUGUCCGACACUCCGGUCGGGAUCGCUCGCUUCAUCCUGGAGAGGAAGGGCCUUAGCAGACAGAUGAUCGGAGAAUUCCUCGGCAACCGGCAGAAACAGUUCAACAAGGACGUACUGGACUGUGUGGUGGACGAGAUGGACUUCUCAGGUAUGGACCUGGACGAUGCUCUGAGGAAGUUCCAGGCCCAGAUUAGAGUUCAAGGAGAAGCCCAGAAAGUAGAGAGGCUCAUAGAAGCUUUCAGUCAGCGGUACUGUGUGUGUAACCCGACGCUGGUCCGCCAGUUCCAGAACCCAGACACCAUCUUCAUCCUGGCCUUCGCCAUCAUCCUCCUCAACACGGAUAUGUACAGCCCCAACGUCAAGGCAGAGAGGAAGAUGAAGAUAGAGGACUUCAUCAAGAACCUCAGAGGAGUGGACAACGGCCAGGACAUUCCCAGGGAUCUGUUGGUUGGGAUCUACCAGCGCAUCCAGAAGUGGGAGCUAAGGACCAACGACGACCACGUGUCCCAAGUGCAGGCGGUAGAGAGAGUCAUAGUAGGCAAAAAGCCUGUGAUGUCUCUGCCACACCGCAGGCUGGUAUGCUGCUGUCAGCUGUAUGAGGUGCCUGACCCCAACCGACCCCAGAGGACAGGAGUUCACCAACGAGAGGUCUUCCUGUUCAACGACCUGCUGGUGGUGACUAAGAUUUUCCAGAAGAAGAAGACUUCUGUGACGUACAGUUUCAGACAGUCCUUCCCUCUGGUGGAGAUGCAAGUCCACAUGUUCCAGAACUCAUACUACCCCCACGGUAUCCGUCUGACCUCAGCAGUGUUGGGUGGAGAGAGGAAGGUCCUUAUCGUGUUUAUGGCUCCCAGCCAGCAGGACCGCACCCGCUUUGUCAGUGACCUUAAAGAGAGUAUCGCUGAGGUGCAGGAGAUGGAGAAGUACAGAGUGGAGUCCGAGUUGGAGAAGCAGAAAGGCGUGAUGCGGACUGGCCUGCUGACCGGCUUGGUCGGAGGUGGAGUGGGUGUGAAGGGUGAGGUGGCGAACGGCACAAUGGGAAGGCCCAGUCUAGAUGACAACUACUCUGCGGGAGAGGGACUCAAACGCUCUGCGCUCAGCUCAUCUCUCCGAGACCUAUCAGAUGGAGGGAAACGUGAUCGCAGAAACAGUGUUGGCUCCCUCGACAGUACCAUGGAAGGUUCCAUCAUUAGCAGCCCCCAGCCGCACCAGCGUUACCCGGUUCCGGGCGUGGUCCCAGGCUGCUACCCUACAGAAGACUACCGGCUGCAUCGCCCCAUCCUGAGCCCCGGAACGGGGGUGGGGGGUGGGCCGGGGCAACAACACACCGCUGCUGGGACGGGAGUUGGGGGGGUUCCCAGCAGUGUAGAGAGAGCGGGGGUGGGGAGCGGCCCUGGGGGGGGCAAUACGGGCUCCUUCCUGGGCUCUCUAUUCGGCAGCAAACGCGUCAAGCCGCCAAGUCCCCUUAUACCACCGGGGCCACCCUACCCCGCCCCUGUCCCCCCACCCACUACGGGAGGGCCCCCUCCUCACUCCCCAUCAUCUCUGUGCCAGUCGGAGGGGGGCCCUUCCAAGAUCCAGGCCCUGCAUGCUCAGUACUGCCACACGGCCGCUGUGCAGCCCCCUCCUCCCUACUACCAUCACCAUCGCUACCACGUCCAAGCUGGCCCUCCUCCCUUGCCAGGCGGGGGCGUGCCCCCUCAUAUCCUUCAGAGAGGGCCGUUCCCCUGUCGCCCUCCUAUUGGCCCCCCUCACACCCAGCUCCAGCAGCUGGCCCAUCUCUCCCAGCUUUCCCAGCAUGGCAUGCAGGGUCGCUACAGCAACAUGGCGGUGGGCUGUCCUCCCCCCCUUUCUCCUCACUCCCAACAUUCUCAGAACCCCCAGUUCACCAUGUACCACACACAGCCCACACACUCUAUCAGGGCAGGCGCCAUGCCAGGCAAACCUCCUCUGACUUUGUCUCACUCCCACCCGCACCCCCACGCACACUCCCACACCCAUCCCGGGCACCCCCUCAGUGCCGCGCCGCACCCCGCCCCCACCCACAUCAAUCUCGCUUCAUCUUUGGCACGCUGCCCCACCAACAUCAGCAUCAGCAGCCGUCCGCUUCCGUCAACACCCAUCACGCUGCGCCCGCCGCCCAGUAUCAGCCCCUGUACCCUCCUCUCUCUUCUAUCCCCCUCCCCCUCCCCACUCCCCUUUACCCCCCCUUCUACCCCCUUAUCCCCCUUAUGCCUCUUUGCCCUCACCCCCCAGCACCCCGGUCAGCAUCAGCAGGGGCCCCAGGUGACGGGACCUGGGGCGACUGGCACAGGCGGCAGCUCCAAAUCCAAACCUAUCAACCGGAUCAGCACGGUGGUGUGAGCAGCAGAACGUGGGGCCACAGAAGGCAGAGGUCAGAGGGCAGAAUGGAGGAAGGGGGCGGAGCUAGGGACAGGGAUAGAGCCAGGGCUUGUAGAGGUGAGCAGGACAGCAGCAGCAGUAACAACAGCACCAGUGACAAGAAGAAACGCAACUUAUUUCGUCUCUGCUACUUUCACCUCCGCUUCCCACACAUGUAGACCGAGAGAGCAAAGGAAAGAGAGUUGGAGCUAAAUUACAUGCAUAUAGCUGAACACAUACAAGACACACAGGAAGAAUAAACACACAUAAAGCAAUGCCCACAUAAAUGUAGUUUCUCAGGUGAACUCUAUCAGCUCUCAGCACACAAACUCAUAAGGGAGAGUCACAGGUAGGCGCAAUGAUGUUGAAGUUGGCGGCAGGCAGGAAAAACCAUUAAAACACACACACACAAAAUCAACAAUUUCUCUAGCCAUAGAACUGAUGCUGGUUGUAAAUGUAAAUGUACAGUAGAGGACCUGUACCCAGUGUUUCACUGUCUGAAGUAUAAUUUGAAACUCUGGACUUUGCCAAGACAUGAGCUUGAGAGUGUUUUAAACAUAAAGUACCAACAUGUAAUCGUGCAACGUUAUGAAUGGUGGCAAAUCUGACGAUGAAAACACGCGAGAUUUGGUUCUGGUGUUGUUGAGAUAAGGACAUUGCUGACCAACAGAAAGACCAUCUCCACCCACCUGGAUAUGGGAAAAGACUUCACCACUAAACACAUUCCAGCAGGGUUGUGCGUUGUAAACAGCCAUGGAGGAUAGUUGCAAAAUGAAUCCCCUCGAUUUUGCAAUAAUUUUAAAUUUAUUAAAUUAAAUUUAUUCAGCUUCAUAAUAAGUUUGUCAAUUACCACGGCAGGUCUUCAUCACUGAAAGGUAUCCUUUUUUAAAGUAGACCUCAGAGACAUUUGCUUUGUCUUCAGCUUUUAUGACUCACGGUUCAAUGGCAGUCUUAGGCUCUAUGGUCUUUUACAUGUAAAGAGAAGUCAGCUGGUUUCAUAGGAUUUACAUGCAUUCCCUAUAGGGUGUGUGGAUUAAUGAUGCUACCAAUAAUAUUUUUGAAUGUUUUUAAGCUUUUUUGCUGUUGUAUAAAUGUUACAUAUGUAAUUGCUGAGUAUGAUGAAUAUUGUCUACUAACAUAACUGUUUUGAUCCAGUGAUUAAUUAGAUAUUACAGAUGUUUGAUUGAUUGAAAAAAAAAAGAUUAUACAGAGGAUAUAUACACUUAUUCAUUCCCUCAUACUUGUAUGUAAUGAGGGUGUUAUAAAGUGUGAUUUAUUUUUGUUCUCUAUGAUGGUUGCCAUUGAUAACUUCUAUUUUCAGUUAUUAUUAUUGAAUGUUAAAAAUAUUAGUUCAUAUUUAGGACAAUUUUUGUUCUUAGAGAGUUGUGUACCCUAUAGGAGACUGGUGAUUGUGUGAACUAGUAGUUGCACAAUGUCCAAAACAAAAUGGUUAAUUGGAGUCAAAAUGCAUAUGAAUAAAUAUGCUUUCCCACCUCAGACCCCUCUGAAAGAUCCCCUUAUAAGGGCUUUGACCUUUUACCUGCUCAUGGACAAUGAUCCUCAUUUCAUUGGUGACCCUGCAGUCCUCCCUGUUAUCCUCCCUGUUAUCCUCACUGUUAUCAUGGGACUCACUCAGAAGCAUCUGGUCUUGUUGAGAGAGUUUCUCACAUGGCGUGUGUUUGGAUGGUCUAUGUCUUUGAACAAGCACGCUUUGUAAUAUAGUUUUGUGGUUUUGCACACGUGGUGUCUUAAAGUCAAAAAUGGCAUUAUUUUAAACACCCUCCUCACAUACCCCCUUGCCAGUCCUCAGAGAACUCUAAUAGCCUACACCCCAGCACCCUUAUUGAAUGGGCUUGUCAUUAGAUCAAACAGGUUUGUUAAUCUUCUCGUCUCUGUUGACCACCUUUCUUACUUCCUCUCUCUGUCCUUCUAUUGCACUGUGUUUGAACAAUGGUAGAUUGAACAAGGGAUUCGUGUUUCAGGAUAAAGGGAAUCAUUUAGAUUUAGGAUGGUGAAUUGUAGUUAUACAUGCUAGACAAUACUUGUGGACAAAGAAGAGACAGAUUAAUGUUAAAAGCCAGAACAAGAAUAUGGGUAGUCAGGGAAAAAUGUAAGGUUUUAGGGGUGGUUGAGGUUGAAGUUUUUUUGUUGGCUUUUUCCUGCAUAAUUCCCUCUGUAUUGUCCCUUUGUGACCCCUCUUGCAUGAAUAUAUCUGCACUUAUUGAAUGGAUUGUACUGUAUAAAUCUGAAUGUACAUAUUAUAUUGAGGUGUGUGUGUGUGUGUGCGUGCGUGUGUGAGAGAGAAAGAUGAGUAGGGGACUUUGGUUUGAAUAUUGAAUUAUUUUUUAUUUUAGACUGAGGGUGAGAGAAUAAAUUGCAGUAAUUAAGUGUUUGUAUGUCAGAGAACAAAUUGAUAUUAUUUUAAACAUGAUCUUAAGAAUUUAAUUUGUGUAUGUAGUAAGUAUUAACUGGAAGAGUAGAGAAUUGAGAUGUGAAUAUUUAUUGCUUCUGAUAUAUUAAAAAGUGUCCUUGCAGUGAAA
Molecule: messenger RNA, 8576 nt
Organism: Oncorhynchus tshawytscha (Chinook salmon)
Lineage: Eukaryota; Metazoa; Chordata; Actinopteri; Salmoniformes; Salmonidae
Product: IQ motif and SEC7 domain-containing protein 2
Exons: 14
Coding region: 1489-6018 (1509 amino acids)
Biological process (GO): regulation of ARF protein signal transduction; actin cytoskeleton organization
Molecular function (GO): guanyl-nucleotide exchange factor activity; protein binding
Source: RefSeq, a predicted model, not a curated record